Molecule: messenger RNA, 1590 nt
Organism: Aspergillus mulundensis
Lineage: Eukaryota; Fungi; Ascomycota; Eurotiomycetes; Eurotiales; Aspergillaceae
Product: epoxide hydrolase family protein
Exons: 7
Coding region: 1-1590 (529 amino acids)
Biological process (GO): epoxide metabolic process
Molecular function (GO): epoxide hydrolase activity
Source: RefSeq, a predicted model, not a curated record
AUGUCUCAUCUGGCCGAGCUCGAUGAAAUUCCACGUCCUCAGGUUGAAUCAACAGACAACUCCGAUAGACGUGCCCAUCCGCAUCCCAAAUCAUCCUACCCUGAGAGGCUGGGAAGACAUGGUCCGGUCAAGACUCGUCCACGAGAUUGGCAGGGCAACGGGUCUUCAGAGUUGGAUCAGUGGCCGUAUCGUGAGGUCUCGAGGACAUCGAUGGAGAAAGCGAACGCCAACGAGAUCGGAGAGGGGGUGUUUGCCGAUCGUCUCGGGUCUUUUAUUGAAGGUUCCUUUCAAGGUCCUCAGGGUCCCAACAAUACAACGGGAAACAAGAUAAAAGAGGCCAAAAACAUGAGGCUCUCUUCCAUGCUCCUUGCUUUGCAAGGAUUGCUUCAGGCUAGUCAGGCAAGCCCUACUGCAAGCAACAAUGAGUUGAAGCCAUUCCACAUCGACCUCUCGUCCAAGGUCCCCCGAAUGCUGGAUCAAAUUCACCGGACGAAGUUGCCGGAUCGCCCUCUGUACGUCGACGAGGGGACCGCAAAGGGAAUUGGCCUGAAAAUCCUGAAAUCAUUGAGAAACCAAUGGUUAACAACGUUCAACUGGGGGCGGGAGCAACGCGACCUGAACAAAUUCAAUCACUACACAGCCGAAAUCGAAGGGUUGGACAUCCACUUCAUAUACCAAAAAAGCAACGCCACUGACGCGAUCCCCCUUCUCCUCCUCCACGGCUGGCCCGGCUCAUUCCUCGAGUUCGCGCCUAUAAUCCAGAACCUCACACAGAGAGCCUCCACAGCAGCCGGGAAGAGCGUGUCUUUCGACGUGAUCGUGCCCUCUCUCCCAGGCUACGCCUUCUCCUCCGUCCCUCCCGUGGACUGGACCCUCGCCGACACAGCGCGCGUAUUCAACACACUACUAACUGAUGUCCUGGGCUACGAUACCUACGCGACGUUCGGCACGGAUUGGGGCGGCGGCAUCGCAUACGCCCUCUACGACCAAUUCAACUCCACUGUCCGCGCGGCGCACCUGGCUUUCCUCCCGUUCUACCCCUGGAAUUCGGAUCAGCUCGCUGCGGCUAAUAUAACCCUUGACACAGAGCUUGAGAGGUUUGAACAGGAACUCGCUGAGGAGUGGACAAACACCGGGGAGGGCUAUUUCGUGGAACAAACUACGAAGCCAAACACAAUCGGCCUCGCACUCCACGAUAACCCCGUCGGGCAGCUUGCUUGGAUCGGCGAGAAGUUUCUCAACUGGUCCGACCCCAACGCCGGGCAAGCACCAUCAGAACUCACACACAACGAGAUCCUGCGAAGCAUUUCACUAUACUACCUAACCGGCUCCUUCGCCUCUUCCGUACUAACAUAUGCCCAAAACCCCAAUGGCUUCGCUACGGAGUACACCAAAGCGCAUACGGAUGCGCCCUUGCUCUUCAGCGCGUUCAAGUAUAAUGUUGGCUUUUGGCCGGAGGCACUUGUUGCCAAGGUUGGGAACCUGGUGCUUUAUCACAACCACGAGUCGGGCGGCCAUUUCCCUGGUCUGGAUAACCCGCCCGCGUUGCUGGCGGACUUGCGUGAGAUUGCUACGUAUUGGGACGCGUGA